Messenger RNA from Maylandia zebra (zebra mbuna), 1022 nucleotides. Lineage: Eukaryota; Metazoa; Chordata; Actinopteri; Cichliformes; Cichlidae. The record is from RefSeq and is a predicted model, not a curated record.
GAGUUUCUAAAUUUGCCAAGUUUAAGGAAAUUGUGUAAAUCAAUGUUUAUGAUGACUGUCCUUGAAUAUUCUGUUGUAUGUCCUCUAUGUAAAAGACUGGCCGAAUAUCAGCUGAUGCCUUCAGUAAAAGUUUCUUGGAGUGGAGUGCUGUAAAGUUUGAGGUGGACAGGAUGUGCAAGGAGCCAUGCUUUAGCUGCCCUGCCUGCACUCCAGACAUGCUUGCCGUCUCAGUUGAUGGAAACCGCAAGCUUUAUCGCUUUCAGUCUAAUGCAAGCACUUCAGAGCAGGGGAACUUUGAAGGUGUCUUCAUUGAAAAAGAUGAGGAAGAUUCUGAGUUUGUGAAAUACAUCCAGAGACACACAAAUCAUGUCCCAGGGAAAGGGUUGUGCGGAUCUUCAUCUUGGACUGCAGCAAAGGAGUCGUCCAAAAAGUCCACUGGGAAGUUGGAUGAAGAGGGCGUGGAAAUAGCUGUUUGUCACCACGGAGUCCUCUUAGCUGCAUUGAACAUGUUUCGAGGGGAGAUCUUUGCUUACCCUCUUUUUCUCCAGAGGAAGUUGGCAGCUAGCUUCCCAGGACAUAUUACGUUCCUUUGCUCUGAUGUGGCCUGUAAAUAUUUCCCCUAUUUAACCAAGGUGGCUCAGCAGUGCCCUGAGCUGAGGAACCUCUUGUCAAUGCGUCCUUUUCUCUCCGUCAUGCAUGCAAAGGCUCACACUUGGAAAUGCGAGGUAUACUGCAGCCUCGAUACGCGCUUCGCGGAAACGCCCCCUCCAUUACUCGACACACGCUCCGAAGCCUCGAUACAGAACGACCCAUCACUACCUGCCCGGGUGUGGCAGCGUGUGUGGAGUUUUGGAGCGAGUGUGCGGAGGAGCUGUGGCGGUGACUGUGUGGAAGAGGAAGCGUGUGUGUGGAUUUCCCCCUCCUUCUCUCCUUGGAGCGCUGGACCCCCCUCCCAACUCACUGUACAUAUAUAUAGCACUGAGGUGAUCCCUGUUGUAAAUAAAUCUCCUUUUGUUCUCUGA